Closterium sp. NIES-65 is the source of this 1335-nucleotide messenger RNA. NCBI's taxonomy places the organism in Eukaryota, Viridiplantae, Streptophyta, Zygnematophyceae, Desmidiales, Closteriaceae. The record is from the annotation of a GenBank genome assembly.
AUGUUUAGGGGGCUGCUGGUUGGGCAGCUGGAGGCGCUUCCCUCGUACCUGCAGGAGGAGGGGGAGGACUGGGCGGAGGAAGGAGGGGUGGGGGAGGAGGAGGGCGGUGAUAUGGGGAGAGUGGCGAAGGGAAGAUUGGUGAAGGGAAAGGGGGAUGGAAAGAGGAGUUUGCGGAAUAGUGGAAAGGGAGGAGAGGGAGGGGAGAGGGGAAGGGAGCAGGAGGAGGAGGAGGAGGAGGAGGAGGAGGAGGAGGAAGUGAGAGAGGGCCAAGGACUAGAAAAGGUGGCUCAAUUAGUCGUUAUAGGGGAGGAUUCCCAUUGGUACGUCCUCCCCUCACCCUGCAUCCGCCAGCUAAUCAGAGCGCAGUACAACCCCACCGACCAAUCGGAGCUCGCCAUGUCAGCAGCCGACGGGCGACAGCUCGUUGGCAGGUACCUUUGGCCGGAUGGCCGGCAGGACGAGGCAGAUGAGACGGUUGGGUGGCAGCGCGCGGCAAAGCUGAAACUUUUCCUGCCACCUGUACCGGAGAUGCUACAGGGAUGGCUCAGGGGGAGCGGAGGGGAAAAAGGGGAGAGAACAGAGGUGGGAGGAGUAGAAGAGAGUGGAAGGGAAAGGGAUUGGGAUGAUGGAGCGGAUGCGCUGGACCCGCAGAGCAGCACGCUCACGCCGCUCGGGGAGAUUGCCGCCAAGGUGAGCUGCGACAUGGCCUGGCCAGAACCUCCCUCUCCUUGCCUAUUAUCUGCUCCACCCUCCCUCCCCUGUACGCAGGUGCGAAGAGUGAACGAGCUGUGGAUCGCGGUGGCGCUCUUGCACCCCUCCCUCCCGCGCCUCUCUCUACCAGCCAUAGUGGGGUGCUGCGAUGCUCUGGUGUCUAAAGGCAUGCGCAUGCGCACAGGCGACGGCAGCCACCCUACUAGUUCGCCCUCCUUCCCCUACAAGCCAUCCUGGCAGGUGCGGGAGUGGGUGUGUGAGGCAUGUUCGCCCUCCUUCCCGUACGAGCCUUCCUGGGAGGUGCAAGAGUGGGUGUACGAAGCUGAAGAGCGCCGCGAUUGGCUGAUGCAGCUCCAGCUGGCUGCAAACGUGGCAAUCCCUGCUGACCUGGACGCGCAAUUCGCUGGAGUGGUGGAGGCGUGGGCGCAGGAUGUGACGUGGCGCCAGCUCAUCGCUGACUGUGCAGGGUUGGACGAGGGGGACAUUGCGCGGCUGCUAAGGCGCACCAUUGAUAUACUUUCUCAGAUCCCGUAUCUUCCAGGCAUCGAUCCCUCAUUGGCCAAGGCGGCAAAGCAGUCAGCUUAUGUCAUGGAGAGGCCACCUAUCUCCGAGCUCAUUGGCUGA